This is a messenger RNA of Schistocerca nitens (vagrant locust), 2061 nucleotides long. RefSeq names its product venom carboxylesterase-6-like. Lineage: Eukaryota; Metazoa; Arthropoda; Insecta; Orthoptera; Acrididae. The transcript has 9 exons. Bases 1 to 2061 code for a protein of 686 amino acids. The record is from RefSeq and is a predicted model, not a curated record.
AUGAUCCUGGAAGUGGUGCCCAAUGAACUGAAGGAACCCCUUGCGCUGAAGUGUGGCGAGUUGUUGGACGCCGCGGAAGUGAGCCUCAUUUUUUGGACAGGCGACAAGAUAUACGGCGGCAACCCGCAGUACGCCGACCUGAUAGCGGCGCUGUCGCCGCCGCUGCGGCGUGUCACGGAGCUGAUUACUGCCGCACAGUUAAAGUUUGCCCAACUGCCGCCUCCUUGUCGCGGCGCGAUGGCGACGGUUUACCGCAAGUUCCGGCAGCCGUCUUCUCCGGUGACGCAGUUAAUAGACUGCAGCGGGCGAUUGGCACGACAGGGGGCUGUGAACCGCGCCAUGCGGCUGUCGCCGGCGGCGGCGGCGCUCGCGCUGUCGCUGUGCCUGUGGCCGGAGCCCGCCGCGGGCGCCGAGCUGGACCUGACCGUGGUGCAGACGUCGGAGGGCGCGCUGCGCGGACACAUGAUGACGUCGUUCGGCGGCCGGCUCUUCAUCGCGUUCCGCGGCGUGCCGUACGCGCGCCCCCCCGUCGGCGUGCUGCGCUUCCGGCCGCCGGAGCCGCCCGUGCCCUGGAACGGCAUCCGCUCCGCCAAGUACGAGGGCUCCGUCUGUCCGCAGCUGCUGGUGACGACUGACAUGUUCGCGGGCGACGAGGACUGCCUGUACCUGAACGUGUACACGCACAAGGACGCGAACAAGGUGCCGGUGCUGGUGUGGCUGCACGGCGGCGGAUUCCACGCGGGCGACGGCGGCGUCGAGGAGAACGGGCCCGAGUACCUGAUGGACCAGAACCUGGUGCUCGUCACGCUCAACCACCGCCUCGGCGUGCUCGGCUUCCUCAGCACCGGCGACGCUGAGAUGCCCGGCAACUACGGCCUCAAGGACCAGGUGAUGGCGCUGCAGUGGGUGCAGCGCAACGCGGCCGAGUUCGGCGGCGACCCGUCGCGCGUGACGCUGUACGGCGCCGGCUCGGGCGCGGCGUGCGCGCAGUACCACAUGCUGAGCCCGCUCUCGGCCGGCCUCUUCCACCGCGUCAUCGCGCAGAGCGGCUCCGUGCUCAACCCCUGGGCGCUGCAGCGCAAACCCAUCCGGAACGCGCAGAAGCUGGCGCAGUUGGUAGGCUGCUCGUCGUGGGAGACCUCGCUGCAGAUACGCCACUGCCUGUCGGCGGCGCCGGUCGAGCAGCUGGUGCGCACGCUGUACCACUUCCCGCACUGGGCCGUACGCUUCCCCAUCCCCUGGGCGCCGGUCGUCGAGGUCCAGGGCGACCGCAAGGCCUUCCUGCUCGGCGAGCCCGAGAACCUGCUGCGCGACGGCCGCGUCAACUACGUGCCGCUGAUCGCCGGCAGCUCGCUCGAGGAGCACGCCGCACUUGCCACGCUGGUCGAGUCGCGCCAGGACCUCAAGAACGAGCUGCUCAACGACUUCGACGGCGUCAUCCGCAGGGCGCUGCACCUGCACCACUUGCGGAGCGACCUGCUGCGGCGGCUGCGCGACUUCUACCUGGGCAGCGGCGCGUCGGGCAGCCUGAACCGCCAGGGGCUGGCCGACCUGUUCUCGGACGGGAUGCCCACUUGCUCCGACGUCCGCGCCCGAACACACAAACAGCAGACAGCGACGAGCCCAAAUCUGCCUCCACUCCAGGAAGCAGCAGAGGACGGUGAGGGCGGGCUGGACAGCGCUCCAGGACCAACACGCCAUAGGAGCAGCGAGACCACCCACUCUUCCCAGGGGGAACAUUUGACACUCAUCAGGACACACCAAUACGUGCUGCGGCAGAAGAUCCCGUUCCCGGGCAACCGGCCCAGCGAGGGCGCGAUGACGACGCUGCAGCGGCUGGGUCUGAUGCUGGCCAACUUCGCGGCGACGGGCAACCCGACGCCCACCAAGAGCGACCUGCUGCCCGAGCCCUGGCGGCCGCUGCCCAGGGACGGCUCCGUCGUCUUCUACGUCAUCGGCGACAACGUGACCCUCACGACCGCCACCUCCGCCUUCCUCAAGCGCAUGCAGCUCUGGGACAGUAUCUGCUUCAGCGAGAAGGACGACAAGGUCGAGCUGUGA